This is a messenger RNA of Chenopodium quinoa (quinoa), 1673 nucleotides long. RefSeq names its product protein ABIL1-like. The record is from RefSeq and is a predicted model, not a curated record. The transcript is spliced from 9 exons. Lineage: Eukaryota; Viridiplantae; Streptophyta; Magnoliopsida; Caryophyllales; Amaranthaceae. The coding region runs from base 342 to 1265 and encodes 307 amino acids.
AGGGGAUAGUCAAGUCAACCACCUUCAUAAUUGAUUGAGUUGAGUGUACAAGUACAGUAGUAUCCACCACCGUCUUCAUAAACACACAUCUUUAUCUGUAUUCUGAAAUCUGAAUCUCCCCAUUAAUAUUAAAUACGCUCACCUUCAUUUUCCCGGGGAUUGCUUCUCUUUCACUCUCCUAACUCCACCUUCCAAACCUAACUUUUAUUACAAAAACAUUCUUUCCUCUUUUAAUCAAUUUAAUGUUCUUCAAUUUCAUGCUUUCUGUGAUUUCUUCUUUCCUAGGGUUUCUUCCAUUGUUUGAUUCUACCUAAUUUCUUCAAUUUUUUUUCUGAGAAAAUAUGGAAGUCGAGCAACCUAAAGCUCUCCCUAAUCCUAUGACCUUCGAUGAAGCUUCCAUGGAGCGUAGCAAAAGCUUCGUCAAAGCUUUGCAGGAACUCAAGAAUCUGAGACCCCAGCUUUACUCUGCCGCUGAAUACUGCGAGAAGUCUUAUCUUCAUAGUGAGCAGAAACAAAUGGUAUUGGACAACCUAAAAGAUUAUGCUGUACGAGCUCUAGUUAAUGCUGUAGACCACCUAGGCACUGUUGCGUACAAAUUGACUGACCUUCUUGAGCAACAAACUUCAGAUGUGUCAAACACAGAGCUGAAAAUAACAUGUCUAAAUCAGAAACUUCUCACUUGCCACACUUAUAUGGAGAUGGAAGGCCUUAGGCAGCAGCAACUUUUGGCAAUUAUUCCAAGACAUCAUAAACGCUAUAUAUUGCCAAACUCUGUCAACAAAAAGGUGCACUUUAGUCCUGCUGCGCAGUCUGAUCCUAGGCAAAUGCAUGUCCAGGCUAGGCCUCGUGUUCAUCCUUCAGGCUCACCUGGAAAGACUCUUUCUUGGCACCUUGGCUCUGAAUCAAAGUCUCCCUUAAAAGGGAAUCAUAAGACUGUUUUCAGCGGCUCUGAAGUCCAAAAGGCUUCUCCUAGAUCUCCCGCAGUAUUCCAGCUCCUAGAUAAUGAGGCUGACAUUCGGGCUAAGUCAUCAGGGCUCCAUACACAGCUACCUAGUGGAGAUCCAGCUGGGGCUUCUAUGCAACCAUAUGGUGCUAUGCCUAAGGAUUCUGUAUCGGAUUCUAAGGCCAUGACACCAUUCAAGUCUUUUAACAACUCCAACUCCCGGCAAGCGAUUGUUAAGGCCCCAAUUCGCCACAAAAGCAUGCUGUCGGCUUUCUUUGUCAAACAGAAAACACCGAAGCUCAGGACUGGUAAAGUGGCUUAACUUUCAUUCACGAACAUGCUUCUGUUGCCAAGUUUGAGAGGAGUUUUUCUAAGUUGCUGUAUCUGAUAUCAGAAGUACAAAGCCCUUGAUACCAUUGGCCGGAAGCUGAUUGAGGCUUUCAUGUUUACUUGACUUUCUCAGUUUAUAUACCUACCAAUCAGGUGAUUUAUAUCCUAUGAUGAAAGAUAUUGUCAACAGUGAAUUUCUCUGUACAUCCAAAAAAAAAAAAAAAAAAAAAAAAAAACCCUGCAUUCUAGUGACUUAUUAUAAAGCUUUAUAGCUUGAUCUGUGGCAUCCAUUUGCUUGUAAAUCUAAUAAUGUGAUAGUUUACUGCUGAAAUAAUCAUGUAUAUCUUGAGAUGUUCAGAAGUUUUGAAAUUAUGAGUUUGGUACAUAAAUGGCAAUGAAA